Eremothecium gossypii ATCC 10895 is the source of this 1158-nucleotide messenger RNA. Its product is annotated as glyoxylate reductase. Gene Ontology annotation, molecular function: hydroxypyruvate reductase [NAD(P)H] activity; NAD binding; glyoxylate reductase (NADPH) activity. The record is from RefSeq and is marked provisional. The transcript has a single exon. Bases 1 to 1158 code for a protein of 385 amino acids. Gene Ontology annotation, cellular component: cytosol. Lineage: Eukaryota; Fungi; Ascomycota; Saccharomycetes; Saccharomycetales; Saccharomycetaceae.
AUGACGAAGCCAAAAGUACUGUUGCCGUAUGCCAGCAGGUGGGAGGUCGCGGACUACAUCCCCGAGUGGUGCGACGUAGCGUCGCUAGUCGAAUUUGUCCCGUGCAAACUCACCACUCGCGAGGCCUUCUGCGCCUGCUUCGCGGACUCAGACGCCGCAGCGCUGUGGUUUACCGAGGACUUGUUUUCCCUGAGCGUGGACACCGCCGCGCUGAUCGCCCAUCGCCCGCGCGCACUCCGGCUGAUCGCGGUGCCGUGGGUCGGGUGCGACUUCCUCGAGACCGACACGCUGCGCCGCGACGCAGACAUCACCGUUUGUAACAUUGGGCCCACGGCCGCGGACAACGUCGCCGAUAUCGCGGCUUACCUAACGCUGAGCUGCUUCCGGCUGACGUCGUUCUGGGAGCACAGCUUUAGGUUCGUCGACCGGAACGUCUGGGAUUGCCGCGCAUACGUCGGCAGCGAGGGCUCUGAACAGAUCACCGUGCAGACGAUCACCAGCGGCGGGCGCACGGAGCAAACAAUGCGCUAUCCGGGGCGCUUCUCGAGCGCCGACGGCAAGCUGCAGAAUGUGGCACGAGACUUUUCCAUUGUGGGGAAAAUCUUAGAAUCCCCCACAGAGAAGAAUGCGCUAAUUCUGGGCUUUGGCGCGAUCGGCCAGGCCGUGGGUCGGCGGCUGUCGCUCGGGCUCGGGAUGCACGUGUCGUACUACAAGCGCUCGGGCCCCCUGCCCGCAGGGCAGCUGACGUACCCCGCGCAGUUCCACGCCGCGAUGACGGACGAGAUGUGGGCGGCCGCGGACCUGGUGGUGCUGGCGCUGCCCGGCGCGCCCGCGACCGACAAUCUGCUGAACGCGGCCACGCUCGCCAAGUGCAAGGACGGCGUGCGGAUCGUGAACAUCGGGCGUGGGUCGUGCGUCGACGAAGACGCGCUGCUCGCGGCGCUCGACUCGGGCAAGGUGCACUCCGCCGGCCUCGACGUUUACAAGAACGAGGAGGCGGUCGUGGACCGGCGCUUCUUCGAGCGGUGGGACGUGACGCUGCUGCCGCACAUUGGCAGCUGCUGCGUCGACAUCUACCGCCGCGCGACGGUGGUCACGCUGCAGAACAUUGAGAGUGUGCUGAUCAGGGGCGAACGCGGUUUGUUCCCGUUGAAUUGA